CGGGGUGGGAGGGAACAGGAAGGCUCUUGGACGGUUCUGCGGGCUGCAGACGAAGAGUGCAGCCCCAAGAGAAGCGUUAAAACUGAAAAGGGGGAGAGCUUGAGCCAGUGGCAAAUGGAGGACGGGCCCUCCAUGAAGGUUGGUGAAGGACUUGGCAUCUUGAGGCCCGAAGAGCUUGAAGGAAAAUCUUCCCCAAAAGGAGGAUUUACUCAUGGAAACACAACGCUUAUAUUUGGCACCCUGUAUCCUGCGUAUUACUCGUACAAAGCAGUAAAGUCAAAAGACAUUAAAGAAUAUGUAAAAUGGAUGAUGUAUUGGAUCAUAUUUGCACUCUUCACAACAGCAGAGACUUUCACAGAUAUCUUCCUCAGCUGGUUUCCAUUCUACUAUGAACUAAAAAUAGCCUUUGUAGCCUGGUUGCUGUCUCCUUACACAAAGGGCUCCAGCCUCCUUUACCGGAAGUUUGUUCAUCCCACCUUGUCUUCAAAAGAAAAGGAAAUCGAUGACUGUCUGGUUCAAGCAAAAGACCGAAGCUAUGACGCCCUGGUGCAUUUCGGGAAGCGGGGCCUGAACGUGGCAGCGACAGCGGCCGUGAUGGCGGCUUCCAAGGGACAGGGUGCCCUCUCGGAGCGACUGCGGAGCUUCAGCAUGCAGGACCUCACCACCAUCCGAGCCGACGGGGUCCCCGCCCCCGCCCCCGCCCCUGCCUCGGCUCCCCCGGCCACCGGAAGGACCAGCGGCAAACAGAGCCUGUCCAAGAUGUCCAGAAGCGUGUCUGAAGGUGCCGGCAGUUCAGUGUGUACCUGCUGCUCGGCCUGUAGGACUCGGAAAGUGGUUGAGGGAGAUGUGGACAAAGGGGGAGCGAACCCCGGGCAGGUCCGCGAUGACAUGAACGCGUUAGUGUUCUCGGACGAAGAAGAGAACGAUCUUCUGGAUUACAUGUACAAGUUCAGAGCACCCAGAAAGACGGAACUACCUCUAGAGGCACCGCCUAGAUUCCUCCGAUCUCGCUCCAGGAAGAAAAGUACCUCAUCCUCUGCCACCGAAACCAUGUGAGUGCGAUGAGCCAACGGCAUCGAGAUCCACAGGACGUCUCCUCUCUGCCUUAAAGAGCUAAUCACUAAUACCGUAGAAAACAGCGAGCUGGGUGUGCUUUUAAGUGUGUGGCAUCGCAGACACGGCCCUCCCUCUCUUCCCUUCAUCUUUGUACCUUUUUUUCUGGGUGGGGGGGGUGGGGUGGGUGACCCUCAAGUCCUCCGGCGAUUUCUGUCUUUCACAACCUAGCCGCUCCCAACUUAGCAGGGAAGAGCCCCGGUGGCGAUCUCGGCUCAGUUUCGGAUCUACGAGACGGACUCCAACUAAUACCGUCGCUGUGUACAUGUGUAAUUUAUGAGUUGCUUGCUUGGUUUUUAGCCUGUAAAUGCAACCUGAUUGAUUUUUUGUUUUUAAAAGCCCCCUUCCCCACCCGCCCCCGCCGCUUGGUAGUAGUACUUUGGACUAUAAUGUAUUUAUUUAUGGCUUUUUGAUUAGCCCAGGGGAGUUCCGGGAGGCACCGGUGGUCCCCAGUCGUGGGAGAAGACUGUGAACUCGAAAAGAACGAUGUAAAAGCAAAACGAAAAAACCCCUGAAUUCCUUUGACUGUACAGAACGUCUCGGAUGUUUUACCACAGCUGUCGAAUGCCACUCUCGUUUAGUUUGUUUUCUUAACCUUUCUUUCCGGGUGCUUCCGUCAAAUAUGUACACUUCCGGCAAGGAGGAGGAACGGUGACUGCAGGAGGGAUGUAGACGUGUACAUACAGUGGCUACCGCUAUCCAAAAUCAUUUCCCUUUUCAGAUCCGGUGCGGCCUGACCUUUCCCCACCCUUUAGACGAGGUGAGGAGGAGAGCUGAGAACUAAAUGCAAAGUGAAAUGCAGGAGGCUCGUUUCAGAGCUGGGAAAGCCUAAAUCCUCGCUCAGGUUUCGACAUGCCUCAAGUGGGCCCGGCUAGGUAAUGUAGCCUCUCACCUCAGUUUUCCCCUCCGUAAAAUGGGGCCGGGCUUCCUAACACCCUCCCAGGGAUGGGGUGAGGUUCCUUUGGCUCAUGUUUGAAAACACUUGGCAGAUGAAAAUUCUAAACGACAACGAGGAACUCUUAACCUGAUAUCCAGCUUAGUGGUAACCACCGUACCGACGAACCGUGCCCAAUUUCAACAGAUAAAGGAGAGUCUGCAGUUUAAACCACUUGCACUGGGAGAGAAAAUACAACAGAUAGUACGAGAAAAGGGAAGCUACAAUUCUAUUUUAACUUUCGAAGAAUUCCUGACACUACGCUUAAGACACGUUUGUAAUAUUGGUGAUAGUGUGAUUCGGAAUGAUUUUAGAGUUAGUGUUUAUGGCAAAACUUUCCCCUCAAAUCCACAUGGUAGGUAUUGAUCCCGAUCGAGCAGUGGUAUUUAUUGAGCGCUUACUGCAUGCGGAGCACUGUACUAGACACUUGGGGAAGAACAACGCAGUAGGGUCGGCAACCCCAACGCCUGCCCGCAGUAUGAGUAGAAGAAUCCCUUAGCGGCACACAGUCGGCUCUCUCCUCUGCACCUCGGAUCUUAAUUGGCAAAAAAAAAGCCUCCCGGGGGAAGUUCAGAAUAUUUUCACUCAAAGUCCGGGAAUUAGAGAUGAGGGGAAAAUUGGAUCCAUCCGGUGGAUUCUGGUUUAAAUCGCAACGGCCUAGCGUGUUAGGGUAGCAUGUCCGGAACGUCAUGGCGCUGACCGUGAGAGGGGAAAACUAUAGGAUCUGUGUAGUUGUGCUUAGAGUUGGAGUCUCCUGUAGGUGUAAUGCAUGCGACGUCCUCAAAUACGUUAAUCGCGUGACUCUCUGAUUGUGUCUGCCCUUUGAUCCGUCCUGUAGACUAGAAAACAAAUGCUAAGUAUUACGCACCAUGUAGAGGUUACCGUCGAGAACCGAAAUGUCAAAGAGGUUCGACCAAAGGUCGUUCCGUUCGCUCAGUAAACGAAUAGCAGCGGUCCAGGCUGAUGACGAUAAAUCGAUGAGGUUACCUGACUCCAAAAUGAUCGAUUAUUCUCAAAAUUCAGCACUGGCCAGAGGCACGCCCAAACAUCUGAGCCUCCCUCCCCCCCCAGCUCGACUGAAAACCAUCUUCUUGUUUCCUAAAAAUUUUUUUGGGGGGGAAAGAAUAGAUAUGCAAACACGAGACCCACUUGUUGAUGGGGGAGCAGAUGGCUCUCCCCAUGUCACAACACGUGGAUUUGUUAAAGAGGGGAAACGCACCGAACAGCCGACAGUCAGAACCCUCUGUAAGAGUGUAUUCUUCAAAGUACGCCUGUCUUCUAGAAGGCUACUAGAAAGUAUUCAGAACCACUAGAACGUGCUCAGAAAAUAAAAAAAGCUUUGAGGAGCUCAGCUUGUGUGCUUUUAAGUUAAGUGGCUUUCUGGCAAGUUUUUCUUUUCAUCAAAAAAACCCACAAAAGUCUGCCGCAUUAGCAGACGAUAUAACUGUUGCAAGUGAGCUAUGUUUGCACCAUUGCGCGACGCGAAGUUUCGACAAGUAGAAGGUGACAAGUUUGCACUCAAUUAUGCCAAAAAAAUGUUUGAAGAACUCUACUCUCAGACAUAUGCUGUAUUACUACUAUUCAUUCUAGGUCAAAAUAAUUCCAUGUGUCCAAGCUGCUGUCUUAAUGUAAACUUGACUGUUUAGAUUUUUCACAUGUUGAUAUGGGAGUUGCCUUAUCUCUCGAAGACAUUCACUGUUUAACUGAGACGUUUUCCUAUCUCUGGCAAAAAUGUGUUUAUUUAUCAAACAAGCUGUAUAUUUGUGUAUAGGGUGACAUGAAAUGUGAAUACCUGCCAAUGUACACGUAGUGAUUUAGUGUUCUAUACGAUCAAAUCGCAUUUGCUGAACUACAGACAACAGGUUGUUUACAAAAUGGCAGCGUGGUCCAGCACCAGUUUUUCGUUUGGAAUUGUCAUGAGGGGCUUGUGCUCUUUGUUUCCGAGGGGACGGAACGUGGACCCGAACCUUAAAAACUAGAGAGAAUGUUGACCGUGGAGCCUCUCGGCUUCAUCUGAACGGCCUGCUACUUUCAGAUGUUCUUCAGAAUACGUAUAUUCUCAUGUAGUAAGAUUGUCUGCGUACCUGUGACGGGAUGCUCGUCGAUCCCACCAUCUUCUGGCUGUUUCAGUUUCUUCAGGUUUCCCAAGUUGCCCCCGACACAGUAUUCGAAAAGGAAAAGGGCACUCUUCACCCUCUCACAGGUCUCACUUAAAUUGCAAACUGCUCAUGUUCCGUCAGAUUCCUAACCGUGCACAUUUAGGGUAGUUUAUUUCCUGUAUUCAGGAUGGAAAGGUCUUAGAGUCCACCGAAUCCGUCAGAGAGAAGUACGCUGACAGUUAUUCCUAAAGUUGAAGUUCUGCUGUUUUAGUUCUAUUGCUUGAUAUACAUCUUGAAUAAAGUCUUAAUCUUUUUCUUUAAAAAAAAAAAAAA
Messenger RNA from Ornithorhynchus anatinus (platypus), 4479 nucleotides. It is a transcript of the gene REEP1, whose product is annotated as receptor accessory protein 1. The coding region runs from base 115 to 1056 and encodes 313 amino acids. Lineage: Eukaryota; Metazoa; Chordata; Mammalia; Monotremata; Ornithorhynchidae. Gene Ontology annotation, molecular function: microtubule binding. The transcript is spliced from 9 exons. Gene Ontology annotation, cellular component: endoplasmic reticulum membrane; endoplasmic reticulum tubular network; cytoplasmic microtubule. The record is from RefSeq and is a predicted model, not a curated record. Gene Ontology annotation, biological process: endoplasmic reticulum tubular network organization.